UCUCUCAGCAGGGAACCUCCCUGGGUUGCUAAAAGGCCAAGAAGGCGCUGGCUCUUAGGAAGCCCCCCUUGACUCUGGACUCUAUCUAGGCCACCAGGAUGCAGGCUGUGGGGGCCUGGCUGCCCCUCCUGCUGCUGGGUCUGCUCCUGCUGCUCCCCGCCUCCAAGGGCCAGAGCCUGCCUCAAAACUGCACCCAGGACUUGCGCAACAUGACCUGUAGCUGUCUGCUGCCCCAUGAGCGCCAAUACUGCUCUGACCCCAAACUCUCCGUUGGGGCCAUUGUGGGCAUCACGUUGGGGCUGGUGUUGCUGCUAGCCGGGGUGAUUGUGGGGACGGUGCUGGGGAUCCGCAGGAAACGGCAGAGGUGGGAUGCCUCCGAGCCCUGUCUGCGGAAGCCUACAGAGAACGGCUCGGCCCCAGGCUGGCAGCCCCGUUAUGGCAGCCGGAGCUCCAGGCACUUCACUGCUGCCCCUCCCCCCAGUCCCCCGGCUGCCCCAAGUCCAAGCAGCCCUGGGGCUCUUCUCUAUGAGAACUUGUUUCUGGGCUCCCAGCCCAGCCACCAGAGCCCGAAUCCCAGUCAGAGCCGAGAGGCUUCGCCAGAUCCCGAAGGCCUCUACAUGAACUACGAGGACUGCUCCAGGUCUGAGCAUCCCAUCUAUGGCAACGUGGAGAACCUGACCUACAUCCCAGAUCCCCAAGCGUCCCCUCAUCCUGGGGCCGAGGAUGAGGAUGACUACGUGGUGCCAGGGUGCUGAACUCACCAAACCGGGACACCCAGGCUUAGGGACCAGCACCUAGACCCUGCCGGACUUUAUGCAAAUGAACCAGCCAGCCGGCUGCACCCAAGACUGCAGGCAGCCGGGAACUGAAGAGUCUGGGCAGCUCCGAAAAUGUAAUAAAGAAAUUCGGUAUAGGCUGAAAUAUCUCCCCCAGCACCCCGCCCCGCUUCCCUUCCUUUUUUCCCCAGGGUUCAAUUUCGAUCACCAGAGCUGCUCUCGUCCCCUUGCUACCGCAGAGGAGAGCUGACCAAACCGGAAGCCACCCCUCCCCCUUGGCUGAACUUGGGCUCCAAAAAGGGAAAGAGCACGGGGCGUAACUGCGACCUGCGAACCGGACUUCGUGGGCUGGCUGUGGGGGCAGGGUGAAGACACGAAGUGCUGGGCUUCCUCACCCGCAGCGACUGGGAGGGCUUGGUGCCCCACCCUCUUCCCCUACUGCCAGAGAAAGGGGGUGCAGGCCAAGUUGGGAAUCCAGAGCCAGUAGGAAGAAGGACGCCCGUCCCUUAGAUCUGCCUGCAGCCCCUCGGUGCGAUAUAAUUCAGCAAACAUUUAUUAAGCACCUACUGUGCACCAGGUACUGUGUUUGGUGCCGGCCAUACAAAGACAAAAAAGGAAGGAAAGAAAAGAAAGAAAGAAGUAGUCCCUGCUUUCAAGGUGCUGAUUAGGUAC
This is a messenger RNA of Trichosurus vulpecula (common brushtail), 1448 nucleotides long. It is a transcript of the gene LRRC25, whose product is annotated as leucine rich repeat containing 25. Bases 99 to 755 code for a protein of 218 amino acids. The record is from RefSeq and is a predicted model, not a curated record. The transcript has 3 exons. NCBI's taxonomy places the organism in Eukaryota, Metazoa, Chordata, Mammalia, Diprotodontia, Phalangeridae.